CGGCGGGGCGGGCGCUGGGCCGGGCGGGGAGCGCGCUGAGGGCUCCGGGCAGCGGCAGCCGCGGCCCUCCCCGUCCCCGCGGCACCGUCCAGCGAGGGGAAGCGGCGGGGAAGGAAGGGCUGGCCGAGCCGCCGGGCUGAGGGGCUGCCUGGCCGGCCAGCCCGGGCCGUGGUCGGCGGCGCUUCGCUCGCAGCGUCCCGGAGCCUGCAGAGCCUUCAGCCGGCCCCUGAAAGGGCCCGGCCCUCUGGCCGAGUAUUGCAGAGAAAGAAAACAUGGCAAGCACUGCUAUUGAAAAGAAAGAAGUCACUAGAGAUCUAGACCACUGUGAUAUUCCAUACUAUGUUUCUGAAUUUGUGGAAAGAGAACUUGGAAAUGACUGUGAUUCCCUGGGGAAGCUAGGCAGCCUGAUUGAAAAGCUAUCUGAAAACAAAAAGCACUUAGAAGAACAGGUACUAACAGUUUCGUCAGAAGUCCCUAAAAGAAUUCAGAAUGCCUUAAAGAAUGCAGAAGAUUCCAAAAAGUCUCUGAGUCAGCUUCUAGAGGAAGAAACUGUUCUGUCUGAGUCCAUCAAUAGCCACCUGCUGAAAGCUCAGCCCUGGAUGGAGGAUCUGGAUGUGCUGAUCGGUCAGGUAGAGGAGAUCGAGCGACACCUGGCCUACCUCAAGUGGAUUUCUCGCAUAGAAGAGCUGAGUGAUAGCAUUCAGCAGUAUCUGAUGACCAACAAUGUUCCAGAGGCAGCCAGUACUCUAGCAUUCAUGGCAGAACUGGAUAUUAAACUUCAGGAAUCAUCUUGUUCUCAUCUUCUUGCUUUUGUUAGAUCCACUGUUAAAUUCUGGCAUAAAAUCCUUAAGGACAAAUUGACAAGUGACUUUGAGGAGGUGCUGACACAGCUCCGCUGGCCCUUUGUGGGGCCACCUCAGUCCCAGGCAUUUGGCCUUGCUGCAGCAGCCAGCGCUCCUGAGGUGUACAACAACUUGGAGAUGCUGUUCUGUCAGCUUCUGAAGCUGCAGACCUCAGAUGAGCUGUUAACCAAACCUAAACAUUUGCCAGAAAAGUACUCGUUACCCCCUUCACCACCAAUUGUCCUUCCAAUACAGAUCAUGCUGAAUCCUCUUCAAAAAAGAUUCAAAUAUCAUUUCACUGGAAAUAAACAGACCAAUGUUCUUAACAAGCCUGAGUGGUAUUUAACACAAGUACUUAUGUGGAUUGGAAAUCAUUCAAAGUUCCUUGAUGACAAAAUCCAGCCAAUACUGGACAAGGCAGGAUCUUCAGUGAAUGCUGGGCUUGAAUUCUCUCGUGCUCUAGUGAUGCUGAUUUUGGAGAAGUUGGCUACUGAUAUUCCCUUCCUGUUGUAUGAUGAUACACUCUUUUGUCACCUUGUGGAUGAGGUACUUCUAUUUGAGAGAGAGUUAUACAGCGUUCAUGGUUAUCUCAGCAGCUUUCCCAGUUGCAUGCAUAUUCUCUCAGAAGAAUCCUGCUUCCAAAGGUGGCUAACAGUGGAAAAAAAAUUUGCUCUUCAGAAAAUGGACUCUAUGCUUUCAUCAGAGGCUGCAUGGAUAUCACAGUACAAAGAUAUCACUGAUGUAGAUGAAAUGAAAGUUCCAGACUGUGCUGAAACUUUUAUGACUCUCUUGUUAGUUAUAACAGACAGGUAUAAGAAUCUUCCAACAGCUUCCAGAAAACUCCAGUUCCUGGGCCUACAGAAGGAGUUAGUUGAUGAUUUCAGGAUACGAUUAACUCAAGUCAUGAAGGAAGAGACAAGAGCUUCCUUAGGAUUCCGAUACUGUGCAAUCCUUAAUGCUGUUAACUAUAUAGCAACAGUGUUGGCAGACUGGGCUGACAAUGUAUUCUUCUUGCAGCUGCAGCAGGCCGAGCUAGAGGUUUGUGCAGAAAGUGACAGGGUGAGCCAGCUCCAGCUGGGACAGCUGGCAUCCAUGGAGAGCUCUGUCUUUGAUGACAUGAUCAACCUCCUGGAGCGCCUGAAGCACGACAUGCUGACGCGACAAGUAGAUCAUGUCUUCAGAGAGGUCAAAGAUGCUGCAAAGCUGUACAAAAAAGAGAGGUGGUUGUCUUUACCCUCCCAAGCAGAGCAAGCAGUGAUGUCUUUGUCGAGCACGGCGUGCCCGAUGUUGCAGACACUGCGAGAUCGUUUGCUACAGCUGGAGCAGCAGCUCUGCCACUCACUGUUUAAAAUUUUCUGGCAAAUGCUUGCUGAGAAAGUGGAUCUGUACAUCUAUCAGGAAAUCAUUAUGGCAAAUCAUUUCAAUGAAGGAGGAGCAGCACAACUCCAGUUUGACAUGAGUCGGAAUUUGUUCCCCUUAUUUUCACACUACUGCAAGAGGCCAGAAAACUACUUCAAGCACAUAAAAGAAGCCUGCAUUAUCCUGAACCUGAAUAUUGGCUCUGCCUUGCUUCUGAAGGAUGUCCUACAAUCAGCUUCAGAAAAUGAAACAUUAAAGCCAAGCCAGCCAUCUGCAACAGCAGCACUAAAUGAACUUGGAGUUUAUAAACUGGCUCAAAGGGAUGUUGAGAUUCUUCUCAAUUUGAGAGCUAGUUGGCCAAAUACAGGAAAAUAAAGACUUCUUCAGAAAUGGUUAAUAACUUGGUCUAGAUUACUUAUUCCAAGCAAAAGCAAAGCAAAUAUCUUGCAAUAUAUUUGUUUCUUUCAUUUCUGUAUGCUGAGAGAUCGCUUUCAUCUAAUUUUACACCUUAUUCUAUACAGUUUUAAAAAAAAUUUCAAAAUGCUGCAGACUUGGUGUUGAACUGUGCAGAUCUUAUUUUCCAAGGCCACCUUGUCACUGCAUUUGGAAGCUAAAACUGUGUUCAUCUCUAAUGAAUAGUCUGCCUUGUCAAUGUUUGCUGUAUCAUUCCAAGGAGCACAGAGUAUUUACAGUGUAAAUGCAUUUUUCUACAAUGUGGGCUAAUGUUCCCUAUGAA
Messenger RNA from Cinclus cinclus, 2937 nucleotides. RefSeq names its product RAD50 interactor 1 (gene RINT1). The record is from RefSeq and is a predicted model, not a curated record. Gene Ontology annotation, biological process: retrograde vesicle-mediated transport, Golgi to endoplasmic reticulum; endoplasmic reticulum to Golgi vesicle-mediated transport; regulation of ER to Golgi vesicle-mediated transport. NCBI's taxonomy places the organism in Eukaryota, Metazoa, Chordata, Aves, Passeriformes, Cinclidae. Bases 273 to 2576 code for a protein of 767 amino acids. The transcript is spliced from 14 exons. Gene Ontology annotation, cellular component: Dsl1/NZR complex.